AUGAAUGACAUUAUCGAAAAAAACCGAGCCGCGAUUGGGCCAAUGCUAGUGAAGAGAAUAUUCGUUGGUCAGCAUAGUAAGUUUGAUGGAGGCCCCAAACGUUUCAUCGCAUCGAAACCUAGCGACUUACCGAAGUGUUUGGCUCUAUGUGCACAUGCCUACAUUGAACAGAUCGUGUUCGACGCGGUAUCGCUUGACUCCACUACAGUCAAGCUUAUAACUGAUAGUUUGCGACAGAAUCACGUACAUGUAAAAGGAAUGAUUCUGUAUGGCGUUGAUGUCACUUGCGAAGUUAAGUUGCUGGUUGAUCUGCUCAGAGCUGCUGAAAGUUCAAUUCUUUUUAUAAUCAACUGUAAGCUCGAUAAUGAGUUGGCAGGAUCCCUUGCUCACCACAAGAUAAUUGCAGAGCAACUGCAAUCGCAUUUCAUUGGAUCUUUCGACUGUUUUGAAGUAUAUUUGACCAUGAGUGUUGACGAAGUUGAUUGGUUAACUAAUUUUGUGCAGCUGACACUUCCAUCGAUAACUGAUCAUGGCUAUGCUGUAGUCAAACAGUUUCAUACAGGCCGCGGACCAGAAUAUCGUGUCUAUCGUGAUCCAGGCCAUGCAUGCAGUGUUGAUGUCACAUGUCAACCACUGGAGAAAGUCGAAACAUCCAAUCUAGACGUAAAUCAGUUCUAUAUUCUUCAUUCGGAACAGGGCGGAUUGUAUUGUGAAUCAGGUAGUUUGCAAAGCUAUCGCUAA
Molecule: messenger RNA, 741 nt
Organism: Cylicocyclus nassatus
Lineage: Eukaryota; Metazoa; Nematoda; Chromadorea; Rhabditida; Strongylidae
Source: the annotation of a GenBank genome assembly